Molecule: messenger RNA, 3735 nt
Organism: Labrus mixtus (cuckoo wrasse)
Lineage: Eukaryota; Metazoa; Chordata; Actinopteri; Labriformes; Labridae
Product: lisH domain-containing protein ARMC9
Exons: 26
Coding region: 108-2663 (851 amino acids)
Biological process (GO): cilium assembly
Cellular component (GO): centriole; ciliary basal body; ciliary tip
Molecular function (GO): protein binding
Source: RefSeq, a predicted model, not a curated record
GCUGUCCUAUCCCUGCAGGCUCAGCAGCAUGCUUGCUGGAAGUGCAAAAGCUCAUUUAAUGUAAGUUUUUACAGUGUGUAGGUGGUUGGAAAGAUUUUUGGACACACAUGUGUUCCAGACAGACUGACAGGAUGGGGGACAUCUUGGCAACCGAGGCUGAUCUUCUUGGGAUGAUAAAGGAGUUCCUUAAGUUUGAAGACUUUGAAGAUACUAUUCAUAGUUUCGACAAGGAGUGCAAAAGCAAAGGCAAGCUGGUGUCAAAGCCUCAGGGAAGUGCUCUCAGAGACUCCAAGACUCUUAACAUUCAGAAAGAUCUCCUGAGUUCUUUUGAUGAUGGAGACCACAAAGUGUUCUUUGAACUGUGGAUGGAAAAUAUUCCCUCUGAGGUAAAAGACACAGACCCUGAGGCCCAGAGCCUUGAGUUCUACCUUCACAUCCACUUCACCAUCUACCCACUGAGGAGGCACCCAGGCAGACAUGACCGAGCUGAGUUUGAGGAGAGGAUUUCCUUCUUCAAGCAGUACCUGGAGACUCGUGGAGCAGCACUAAGUCAGACCACGAAGUUUCUUCCUUACUAUGCCUUGCCUUUCGUUCCCAACCCCACUGUCCACCCUUCAUUCAAGGAUCUUUUCCAGGAUUCAUGGAUACCACAGUUGAAGGAUAAGCUGGAGCAUUUCUUAUCGGUGACACUAAAGCCGUCCAACACCCCGAGGCUGCUGAACUUAUAUAAGGAGGGAGGAAGGAGUACUAAAGACACAAUUCAACAGUUACAGCUCCAGCUCGUCGAAUCAGACCGGCGCAUCGCUAGCUACGUACGGAAGUACAGCAAGAUGCAGGCCGACUACCACAACCUGAUUGGAAUCACUGCUGAGCUGGUCGACUCAUUGGAGGCUACUGUCAGCGGAAAAAUGAUCUCCCCUGAGUACCUGCAGAGUGUGUGUGUUCGCCUGUUCAGCAGCCAGAUGAGACAGAGCGUGGUGCAGAGCACUGACUUCACCAGACCGGGCACUGGAUAUUACUCUAUGAGUCCCUAUGAUGAUGGAUAUGCCUCCUCAAUGCUACGAGCAUCCAUAGCACCACCGAGAUCUAAGGAGGUGCCGAUGCUUCCCUCACUGGACUAUGUGAAGCUGAAGAAAGACCUGUGUGAAGGUCCAGACAGACUCAGGUCCCUGCUGCUCCAGGCUCUGCGCUGGAGACUGACUCGCUCGCUCCCGGGUGAACAGAGAGACACGGUGCUCCAGGCUUAUAUCAGUAAUGACGUGCUGGAGCACUACAGCACAAAACAGCCUCCAGCCAUAGGGCGCCAUAUUCAGGACACAAACCCUUUACAGAAAGGAAAAAGUGUGCUUCAUUUAAUGAGAUCCAAGUCCGAGAUCGUCCGCCAGUACAUGGCUCGCCUCAUCAAUGCAUUCGCUUCUCUAGCAGAGGGUCGUGUUUACCUUUCCCAAACCCCCAUUCUACUGAAACUUCUGACGGAGGCACUAAGGACAGAGGAAAAAGAAUCUCUGACGAGAGAGAAUGUGCUAGUGGCUCUGCAGAGACUCAGCCUCAGGAGGAGUCAGCAAACCCCCAUGAUCGCAGACGAUCUGAUUGGCUGGCUGGUGGAUGAGCUGCAGGAUUCAGACUGCCUGAGCGACUACACGCUGGAGUACGCUGCCGCUCUGCUCAUGAACCUGUGUCUGCGAACUAAAGGAAAAAGGAAGUGUGCAGAGAACGCCAAGCAUGUGCUAAAGGUUCUAACUGACCUCCUUGGACACGAGAACCAUGAGAUUCAUCCGUACGUGAAUGGAGCCCUGUACAGUAUCCUGUGUAUUCCCUCUGUGAGACAGGAAGCCAAAGAGAUGAGUGUAGAGGAGAUCCUCCGCUGCUACAGCAAGGAGGAGAACCCGGACCUCAACAGGCAGAUUGAGUUCAUCAUUAAACAGCUGAACUCAGCUGAAGAAGAGGGACCAGAGUCAGACGACGAAGAAGAGGAGGACGACAACGAUGAGGACUUAAUGGAGGCAGACCUCGAUACAGAGGAAGUUCUCCAACCGCAGCCCAGGGAACUGUGUGGGGAGAGUCUGCUGACAACAGAGUACCUUGGAAUUAUGACCAACAUGGCAAAAUCAAAGAGGAAGACGAGCCCUCUGCAGCGACCGAGCAUUGAUGAACCCCUGCAACGGCCAGUCACCCCCAGUUCUCAUCGCAAUGUCGGUGCAGUGGAUUAUCGAUCCGGCGAGGGAGGAAGCCUCUCACCAUCCCGACACAACUCCCGACCUCCUUCACGCUCUGGCAGUCGCCCCAGCACCGCUGACUCCUUACGCCACAGCAUCGAUUCUGAAUGUGGCCGGUUGUCCCAGGAGUCAGAGUUGGAAGGGCCAUAUGAAGGGCGAGCCAGAAAAGGACACUCCCAGGAGGAACACAACGGACACACUGCCAGUGGGGAGUAUAGCUUUGCAUUUGAAAGCCAGCCCAAGACUCCCCGAACGCCUGACUCAGCAGCCAGCCAGAACAGUGCUAACCGGGCUCGGAGUCUGACUCUGGCACCCCAGUUCUCCCAGGCGGAGCCACAGCAGAGCAGCCGGCCUGGGUCUGCCAGCUCUGGAGGAGGAGGAGGAGGAGGAGGAGGAGGAGGAGGAGGGGGACGACAGAGUGGAAGCAGCCAGUUGAAGAGGCGGUGAAGAGGGAGCUGUCACCAUGGUACAGCACUAUCUCCCCCGGAGCAUCAGGCUUCCUGUAACAUCAUCCCCCCAGGUUGCAAACAGGGUCAGAGCAACAGAGAUGGUCGAGGAGAGGGAGGAGAAGGAGGUGGAGGAGGGGACUGAACAAUGUGAAGGAUUGUCGCUCUGCAUUUUUGCCUCCCCCUCCUCCCCUUCUGCUUCAGCACAGACUUCUUCUGCAACAUGAUCUAAAGUCAGACAAUAAUCACAACCCCCCCAGGUGAUGGCUGGCACACCUUCAUAUGUGCAGCAUCCUCCAGACAAGGCAAAGUUUAUGUUAUACAAGAUGUGUAUAUUCUAAUUUCAAAGUGGAGACCUGAAAACAAGAUACUUCUCAAUUCUCCAUCUUACUUUGUGGUUUUCUGGCAUAAGCACAUUCCUCUACAUUACCUCAGCAUCACUGGGGUGAAACCGAGACUCACAGACGUGAUGAUUCCUUAAAGUCCAGACAUAAGCCCACUAAGGUUAAAUAAUCUUUCUUUAAUUUUAACAAUUAACGCAAGUAAUGCAACGCUUAGCUAGGUCUGUCUUUUUCUUUGAAUUGAUUGUACAGAUAUUUCUAAAAAGGGAUUCUCUUCUUGAUAUCACAAAUCUAUAAAUGGUAUGAAUUUCAAUACGUACUGCAGAUAGAUUUUUGACCUGGGUGGAAAAUAUCCAUCCACAUGAAUAAAUAAUUGUACAAGCGUCACUUUGAAAAUAAAACAUGAUGUCAUAUUAGAGUAGCUGCUCUUGUUUUAACUCCAGAAUUGUUUAGAAAAAAAGACUCAGGCCUUGGCUUGAGUUGUCAGGCUGCUGCAUGUUUUUGAAAGAUAUUCAGAACUGCUUAUUGUUGUUUCUAUACAUUUACCAUCCAGAUAACUUGAAUUUGUGUGUCUUAAAUCCAGCAUGAUUGCAUUGUACAUUUGCACUGUUUUCUAGGUGUGGUGGUGUUCGCUAUAUUUAUGUCAACAUGCUACAGUUAGGCUGUAAUGUGUUUUUGUUGUAAUUGAUUUUGAUACUUUGACGUGGUUUUGAAUAAACUUGUGACAUGUCA